AUGACAACCACCCACCUCGCCGCCAUCUCCCCGGGCCCCGGCCAACCCAUCGAGCUUCACCCGCGACCCACCCCUCAACCCGGUCCAAACGAGCUCCUCAUCGCGGUCAAAUCCAUCGCCCUCAACCCAGCCGACCACAUCAUGCAGGACACCGGCCUUUUUGUGCCUGCCUCAAGCUACCCGACAGUCCUAGGCUUCGACCUGGCCGGCCUCGUCCUCUCAGCCGGCGCCGACGUCCCUCCCCUCGAAUUCCACCCAGGAACCCGCAUCGCCGCCUACAGCGCCCUAGUCUGGAAAGCCAGCCACCCGGACUACGGCGCGUUCCAGGAGCGGUGCCUCGUGCCGUGGCAGCACGCGGUCGUCCUCCCCGACAACGACGACGAAGAGGACGGCAGGUUGACCUGGAACGAAGCAGCCACCCUCCCCGUCGCCGUGCAAGUCCCGCUGAGCGCGUGGGAUGCGAUGGGCAUUCCCCACAACCCAGCACCUAGAGACUCCCCCUACUCCCACCCCACCACCACCCCACCGAAGCAAAAGGAUCAAGCCCUCCUCAUCUGGGGCGCCGCCUCCAGCGUCGGCAGCAUGGGCGUGCAGACCGCGCGCCUCCUCCGCGCCGACCCGUCCACCCCCUUCGCCGCCGUCUACGCCACCGCCGGAACACCCCGGACCCGCGCGUACGUCGCCUCGCUCGGUGCGGACCGCGUCUUCGAUUACGGGGAUCCCCUCGCUACCGCUAAGAUCAUCGCUACAGCCCGGGAGGAGGGGCUGGUGAUUCGAUAUUGUUUUCUGGCGGUGGGGCAGUUGGGGCUUUGUCAGGCGGUGGUGGGGGCUCUUGUUGGCGAGAACCAGGAAAAAGGGAUGAUCGCGUCGGCGCCGCCGGUGCCCGCCGAGGCGGAGGCGGUAGAUGGGGUGGAGACGGUGUUUGUGAUGCCUGCGGCGGGGGAGGGGGAGAGACUGGCCCAGUUUCGGGGUUGGUUGGGACUGUGGUUGCGGGAGAAUUUGGAGAGAGGGAGGAUUCGGGCCAGUCCGGAGGCGAGGGUUGUUGGGAGGGGAUUGGGGGCUGUGAAUGCUGGGUUGGAUGAGCUGCGGCGCGGGUCAGUUUCCGUUGUAGAAGGGAACCGGUUGAGCGUGGUAGAGUUAGCGUAUGUGCAACAGGUUUACGCUGAGGGUGUUGCUAUGGCAUCACUGAACCGACUCCGAUAA
Messenger RNA from Aspergillus uvarum CBS 121591, 1203 nucleotides. RefSeq names its product zinc-binding alcohol dehydrogenase family protein. Lineage: Eukaryota; Fungi; Ascomycota; Eurotiomycetes; Eurotiales; Aspergillaceae. The record is from RefSeq and is a predicted model, not a curated record. Bases 1 to 1203 code for a protein of 400 amino acids. The transcript is spliced from 2 exons. Gene Ontology annotation, molecular function: oxidoreductase activity, acting on NAD(P)H.